AACAUGCAGAGUCUGGAAGUUGAUCACAUGAUCAGCAGCUGAACUUUUUCUGUCUUUAACUCGUUUCCAGCUUCCAGCAGAAACACAUCAGAUCUCAGUGGAACAUGAAGAACCUGCAGCAAAGAACCGAGAUUUACAGAAGAAUCCAGUUUUAGACUCUGCAGAAAACUGGGGAGGAACCAAACGACACCAGAGCUUCCUCUUACCGUCUGCUGCAGAAGUUGGUGGUCAGCUCUCGGUCCGGUUCUGACCGUGCAUCAACACCACAUUUCACCCGUCUAAACAGAAGCAGGAAAUGAACAUGGCGACAUUUGAAGGCGACGAUCAGAUGGAAGAUGAAGAACCUGCAUCUGCAGCAAAGAGUCGGGAUUUAAAGAAGAAUCCAGGAGGAAAAGUUUUCCGUCUGCUUCUCCUGAGCUUCGGACUUCUCUGCAUCCUCCAAUCUGCCCUCAACAUCUCACUGCGUCUGACUUCCUAUUGUUCCCUUUACCCUGAGGACUGUGACAAAAACCUGACCGGACGCCACAGCCAGGACUCUGGCACUGACCCCGCCGGGGAACCCGACCAGAACCCGACUUCACAACCUGCUGGGGAGGCGCUGAAAGCCCAGAUCCAACAGAUGAAAGGGCUGUUAUGUGUUUUUGGCAGCAAGGCAGGACAACUGGACGUGGAUUUAAAAGCAUUGCCCAGUUCCUUCAAACAACAGUUGGCUACAUUUUGUCCAAGCAUCUACUACUUUUCCUCUGCCAGGGAAACAUGGGGUAAAAGCAGAAAUUAUUGUCUGGAAAGAGGAGCAGACCUGGUGAUCAUCAACAGCAGAGAAGAGCAGAACUUCCUGAGUCGGUUCAAAGAGAGGUUUUGGAUCGGACUGACUGACACUGAAAAGGAGGGAGAAUGGAAAUGGGUCGACGGGACUCGACUGGACACCAGGUCAGUGGUCAGAGGACCUGCAGGUCCAGAUGGGAGAGAUUACCGAGCUGAGAGGCUGACGACAGUCUGGUUUAAAUAUAACUCUUUUAAAGACUUCACCACAUUUUUAAAUGUUUAG
Xiphophorus hellerii (green swordtail) is the source of this 1048-nucleotide messenger RNA. Its product is annotated as asialoglycoprotein receptor 1-like. The transcript is spliced from 6 exons. The record is from RefSeq and is a predicted model, not a curated record. The coding region runs from base 296 to 1048 and encodes 250 amino acids. NCBI's taxonomy places the organism in Eukaryota, Metazoa, Chordata, Actinopteri, Cyprinodontiformes, Poeciliidae.